AUGACCGUUGACUGCCACUCGACGGAUGAAAUUCAAGGAAUUCCGAAUACUGGAGGUUUAACAGUAUCUGUGCUAUUUGUUGAACACAUCUAUAAGUCAGGUGAUAUUAACAAACUAGACUGUUACCGGCCGAUUUCUGUUUUACCAGUCCUCUCAAAAUUUCAAUUUAAAUAUCGAUCAAAUAGGUCUACAUCGACCGCGGUGACAUUGUUUGUUGACAACAUCAGAAAGGAAGUUGAUAAUGGAAAGUUAACGGGAGCUGUAUUUAUUGACUUAACUAAAGCGUUCGACACUAUAAGUCAUGCUGUUUUAUUGCAAAGACUUCAAAGUUACGGUGUCAGAGACAAUGAACUGUCAUGGUUCACUGUCAAUUUUGGGGCCAUUGUUAUUCGUAAUAUUUUUCAACGAUCUGCCUGA
Hydractinia symbiolongicarpus is the source of this 417-nucleotide messenger RNA. RefSeq lists its product as uncharacterized. The transcript has 3 exons. NCBI's taxonomy places the organism in Eukaryota, Metazoa, Cnidaria, Hydrozoa, Anthoathecata, Hydractiniidae. Bases 1 to 417 code for a protein of 138 amino acids. The record is from RefSeq and is a predicted model, not a curated record.